Molecule: messenger RNA, 3084 nt
Organism: Ornithodoros turicata
Lineage: Eukaryota; Metazoa; Arthropoda; Arachnida; Ixodida; Argasidae
Product: coronin-7-like
Exons: 24
Coding region: 186-3002 (938 amino acids)
Biological process (GO): actin filament organization
Molecular function (GO): actin filament binding
Source: RefSeq, a predicted model, not a curated record
AAGAAACAGCAGAGCCAUGUGAGACACGCGAAAAAUUGCAUAGUCGCGUGCUGCCAGACCUUCGUCUGUGCCCUCGUUGACCUGGUCCAGCGAAUUUCUUGGCGUUUCGGCCUUCAAAGCGCCAGGUACCUUCUUCCAGGCAGGACAAUUUCAAAUUUUCAAAGCUGGCAAACGCGGUGCGUUCGAUGUAUCGGUUCAAGGGCUCCAAGUACAAAAAUGCUCUACCGAAAGUGCCGAAGAAAGGCGAGGGCUGGGUUUUGGAUAUCGCGGUCGGAGCUCCCCAGUCCUUUGGAAACCACAUCAAAGCGAGCGCUCUCUUCAAAGCGUUCAACGUAGAAAAUCGUGGUGGAGGGAGCCUGGGUGUUCUCCAAAUCGACGACACCGGAAAGAAAAACAAAAACUGUCCGUUACUGCACGCGCACACAGAUUUCGUCACGGAUUUCGAUUUCUGCCCGUAUGACGAUGGCCUGUUAGCUACAUGUUCCAUCGACUCCACAGUAAAGAUAUGGCGGAUUCCAGAAGAGGGAAUCCCUCCAAAUUCUAUCCAAGACCCAGAAAUGGUUCUUCAAGAGAAGCUUCGCGUCGAGAACGUGGUAUUCAACCCGUCAGUUGACUGCUUACUCGCAACAGCCGCAGAACGCACCGUUCGUCUUUGGGAUCUCACUAAAGGGAUAGCAAUAUCGUCUUUUACGAAACAUCAAGAAGUUAUCCAGAGCCUGAGCUGGAAGGCUGACGGAAGUCUGGUUGCGAGCUCUGGACGGGACAGGAUGUUGAGGAUAUGGGAUCCCAGGUCGCCUAAUGGAUGUCUUGAAGCAAGUGGUCACGCGAAUAACAGGGAUUCGAGAGUCUUGUGGCUGGGGGACACCAACUACGUUCUGUCAUCCGGACUUGGAGGCGCACGAGAGAGGGAGGUUACUCUGCGGGACACUCGUUCUAUCGACGUGCCCUGUGCCACGGCAUCGGGAGAGAGCGCAAUGGGGAUAUUCGUGCCUCUGUACGAUCCGGACAGCAACAUGCUUUUCCUGGUCGCAAAGGGAGACAACACGGUCAACUUUUGGGAGCUGACAUUCAGGGAUCCCUUUUUCCUCGAAGCUUCGAAAUACAUGGGCGAGGUUCAGACCAAGGGUGCAGGACUAGUCCCAAAGAGAGCGCUUAAGGUCAUGGAUUGCGAAGUCAACAGGGUGCUUCUGCUGGGACAGGAGAGCAUUGUGCCUUUGUCGUACCAGGUACCCAGAAAGACAUACCGAGAUUUUCACUCCGACAUUUUCCCGGACACACACCCAGCGAGUCCUUCCAUUACCAUCGGUGAUUGGUUGGAGGAAAAACCGGCAAAGGAGGUGCCGAAAAUCAGUUUGGACCCAGAGAAGCGGCCCAAGGCUGGCAUUGUUCGGAUCAAUCACAAGCUUGGGUCUGGGCCAGUGAUUGACGACGUGCCCAAGGUAGAUGAGAACCGCGGAAAGACGUGGCGAAGGCCUUUCAAGGUGCCCUCGGCUCCACCGACGCCAGCUCCCAGGAAGAAAGUAGCCAGCAGACAGGCUACUCCGCUGAGGAGAGAACGUUCGCAGGGCGCCAUUUCUAUGAGUAGUAUGAUGUCGCAGACGCCAGCAGCAUCGAACUUUUCGAUUAUAUCUACCAGCAGCGUGUCCAGUGCUUUUCCAGUAGCAGCACCGCGGGUAGCGGGUCUCGUCCGAAGGGAGUCAUCGCGUAACGACGGACGUGUGUUCAGGGUUCGCAUAUCCAAGUUUCGUCACCUGAACGGUACGCCAGGCCCACGGAAUACUCACAUCACCAAUCUUCCACCGCUGUGCAAGACCAUCCCUGGCGAAAGUGAAGGGUUUCGGGCCAACACUGAGCGUGUCGCCCUUCCACUAGCUAUUUCAGGAGGGCAUGUUGCUGUUCUUGAGCUGUCGAAAAUGGGCCGCCUGCAGUCCGGGGUGGUGCCCAGCCUCAUAUGUGGAACGAGCGUUAUGGACUUCGCUUGGGAUCCUUUCAACAACAGCAGGAUUGCUAUAGCGUGCGACGACGCUCGCGUCCGGAUCUGGACCAUCCCCGAAGGCGGGCUGACGCAGAGCCUGACGCAGCCGGUCGCGGAGCUCAAAGGCCACACCGAGAAGGUGACCUUCGUCAAAUUCCACCCGACAGCCUCCGACGUCCUGGCCACGGCCUCGCACGACCUGUCUCUCAUCAUCUGGGACUUGGCAGAUCAGGAGGCCAAGCUACGCCUACUUGGUCACACCGACCAGAUAUUUAGCCUUGCCUGGAACCCCGACGGCACAACUUUAGCAACGAUGUGCAAGGACCUGACGCUGCGCGUGUUCGACCCACGCAAUAGCGAGGAGCCCGUCGUGGAGGGCCCUGGUCCUUCUGGAACGCGGGGCGCACGCGUUAUCUGGGCGCUGGGAGGGACGCAUCUGAUAACUUCCGGGUUCAACAAGGUGUCUGAGAGGCAGGUCAGCCUGUACGACGCCAGCGAUCUCUCGGCACCUCUCACCACGGAAGGUAUCGACGUCAGCCCAGCGAUACUGAUUCCCUUUUACGACGAAGACAGUUCCACGCUCUUUCUCACAGGAAAGGGCGACUGCACCAUAUAUACAUUUGAAGUGGCCCUCGAUCCACCCUGCUUCUUUCCGUUGUCUCAUUACAAGAGCAACAGCCCCCACCAAGCAGUCUGCUUCUUGCACAAGGCUGCUUGCAAUGUCAGCGAUGUGGAAUUCGCCAAGGCAUACCGUCUCACGGGCAUCUCCAUCGAACCCUUAUCCUUCAAAGUACCCAGGCUCAGGUCUCAACUAUUCCAAGACGACCUGUUUCCGGACACGAAGGUCACGUGGGAACCGACGAUGUCUAGCCAGGAAUGGUUCGCUGGUGAAACGCCAUCUGUCCGCACGAUUUGUCUGCGACCCGCCGGAAUGGAUUUGUUGUCCGACGCUCCCAAACCAUCAUUGGCUAGCGUGUCAAGGACGCCGGAUGUCAGUCAGCUGACAACAGCCGACUCAUCAUCGUAAACUUCCGGUGGUAAAUAUAGAAGGGUGACCCAUAUUAUUCCCGGACAUUUUGAGCCAGCAUAAUGAAAACAGCAUUGUUUCA